Molecule: messenger RNA, 2202 nt
Organism: Acanthoscelides obtectus
Lineage: Eukaryota; Metazoa; Arthropoda; Insecta; Coleoptera; Chrysomelidae
Source: the annotation of a GenBank genome assembly
AUGCAGGAUGUGCUCAAAAAUGUAUAUAGCAAAACAUGCGGCACUGUGUCACGUCCCAAGUGCCCGGUGGGAGCUGCUGCGGCAGCCCCACCUCCAGAGUCAACAGACUCAGAGACUGACGGAGUACCAAGUAACAGGCCUAUACCCGAAUCGGUAGGCGUGGCCUGCCCCGAUUGCGGCGAAAGGGUACUCCGGCCGCGGUGCACUAACACAGCACCAGCGGCACCCGGCAUCCCACUCACCCGAAACGAAGCUAGGGCAGCGGAAAGAGGGAUCACAGCGAGCGCUAGUACUGAUGAUGACAGUACAGAACCAGUAUCCACAGACACAGGGGAUGGUAGAGCUACCGUCCCCCAAGAAGAAGCGCCCGAAACCAACAGCUGCGAGGAAGCGGGAGUAGGGGGUGGCUCCCCUAUCCCAGUCCCGGAGCUACUCGACGUAUCAGCAGUAGCUGCCAUUGCAGGGGGUGAAAAUAACGUUAAUAAUAUCACCCCCACCGCCGAAAACAUAAGUCCGACUCAGACGCCUGACAUGUCAGAGAGGGUACUGAAUGUCAGUGAAGAUGAGUUGGUAUCGCCAGCAGCUUCUCCAGAAGAGAUACUUUUGAGACAGGAUGUUGCUCAGACUGCCCGUAGCUGCAAGUUGACUCGAGCGGCACAGCAACAUCUGGAGGUGAACACGGUCACCCAGCUGCUUAGAAAUGCAAUCUCCGAGGCUUGCGAUUUGCCUAUGGGGCAGCCCCAAUCGCAAAUAGAUACUUUACAUGAUAGAGUCACCGCUCUCUUCGUCAGCGAGGAGCGGGGAGUUGCAGGCGACGAAAGGGAAGGCGUAGAGGACAAAAUAAGAGGGGUAACAGACGGUACCCUCUACGCCCGUACCCAGGAUAUUUACAAAAAAGAGCCAGGCAUUCUUGCCAAGCACGUCCUUAACAACGUGGACUGGCUGGAGGAACCAGGGGUAAAAAAGCUCCAGCCCAAGACGUGCGGGACCUGUACAAAAAGCUUUGGGGCACAAAUCCGUCGGAAGUACAGGUGCCCUUCCUGGGAGAGCCUCCGAACCGGCACUUGGGUUAGGUACUGUGCUAACCGCCGUGACGGCGAAAGAGGUGAAUACGCGUCUCUCUCGGAUGAAAAUGUCCACAGCACACCGGGUCCCGAUGGUAUUAAAAAGGGAGACAUUAACGCGUUCCUGGUGCAAACGAAGUCCUCCAGUUAUUUUCAAUUUAAUCAUGAUAAGCGCAAACUUAGGGCAAAAGCACGGUUCUCACCCAGACAAAAGGGCUUCAUGAACGAAUCUGGGUGCUUCAACAACAUCCACAUCCUCAAUGAGCUGCUGAGGCACUCAAAAGCCAAGAAUGGCCUGGUCGUAACGCAGCUGGACGUGUCCAAAGCAUUUGAUACCGUGCCGCACCAAGCUAUAGGACACGCGUUACGUCGCAAAAGGUUUUCCCGAACAGGUGGCCUCGAACUCGACAGUGGAGAAGUGAUACCGGUAGCGGGGGCCGGCGAUCACCUUGUCUACCUUGGAUGCAAGUUGUCUCCCUGGGUUGGGGUCACAACCGAGGGCAUACGAGCCGACCUUGCUUCAACUCUUAGUCGUGUGCAACGACUGAAGUUGAAACCGCAUCAAAAGGUAGACUUAAUCUCUACUUACAUUGUUCCUCAUUACCUGUAUCAGUUGUCCAUAGCGAUGCCGGCUAUGACACAGAUAAAACUGAUGGACCAGGAGCUACGGGUAGUGGUGAAGAAUAUUCUUCACCUGCCGCAGGCAACAACGAACGCCUUACUAUACUGCGGUAAGAGGGACGGGGGACUUGCGAUCCCGAGGUUGGAGUGGCUCGCCACCUCAUCAGCCCUAAAAGCCGGCUUAAAGUUCGUGGACAACCCCGACCCGGCAAUGCAAGCUCUUGCCACGGGCACUAAGCUCGAGAGUAGAGUGAGGCGACUCGCUCUCGAUGCCCGGAUAGCUUGGCCAGUUACUGGGGAGCAACUGGCCAGCUAUACUAGAACGCAAAAGAAGGCUGAGCUUGCCAGAUGGAAGCGCCUUGGUUCUCAAGGAAAGUCGGCAGCGGCCUUCGCCGACUCCAAGAUCGGAAACGCAUGGCUUAGGGACCCCUCGUUGCUCAAGCCAUGUCUAGGUGCGAGUCGUAAGACGCCUUCCAAGAAAAGGCUAGUCACGGCGGCGGGGUGUGAUCUGGAUUGA